Arabidopsis arenosa is the source of this 1028-nucleotide messenger RNA. The record is from the annotation of a GenBank genome assembly. NCBI's taxonomy places the organism in Eukaryota, Viridiplantae, Streptophyta, Magnoliopsida, Brassicales, Brassicaceae.
AAGAUGAGCUUUGCCCAUCGAUAGCCUCAAAACCCAAAAGUCUUUUCUUCACGAGAUCCAAUCUUUUGCUUUUUAGUAAUUAAUUACAUCUUCUUCCUUCUCUUCUCUCUUCUUCUUCCCUCUCUCAUACCUACCUAUAAGCAACACAAAGAACACCAUUGAUCCCAUCUGUUUUAUUCCUUAUAUUUCGUUAAUCCAUCCUACGCAUUCCAACUAUACGCUUUUUGUAUGCAACCCCAAAUAGCAGCUUAAAGAAAGCAGAGAGGAUCUUCUUUUAUUUCCCCUCUGAGAAAGAGAAACCAUUAUUCAAAGAAAGGCUUCUUUAAUUUACUCGCAGUCAAUAAAAUGGCAUCUUCUUCAACAAACUCACCAUGCGCCGCUUGCAAAUUUCUCCGGCGAAAAUGUCAACCGGAAUGUGUAUUCGCGCCCUAUUUCCCACCGGACCAGCCACAAAAAUUCGCAAACGUUCACAAAGUGUUUGGAGCAAGUAACGUCACAAAGCUCCUCAACGAGCUUCAUCCUUCACAACGUGAAGAUGCAGUGAACUCUUUGGCCUAUGAAGCCGACAUGCGUCUCCGUGACCCUGUCUACGGUUGCGUCGGAGUCAUCUCUCUUCUCCAACAUCAGCUUCGUCAGCUUCAGAUAGAUCUCAGCUGUGCUAAAUCUGAGCUCUCUAAGUACCAAAGCCUCGGUAUCCUCGCCGCCACUCAUCAGAGUCUAGGCAUCAACUUACUCGCCGGAGCAGCCGAUGGAACAGCCACCGCCACCGUGAGAGACCACCACUAUCACCACCAUCAGUUUUUUCCUAGAGAACAAAUGUUUGGUGGCUUGGAUGUUCCGGCCGGUAACAACUACGACGGUGGGAUUCUGGCCAUUGGACAGAUCACUCAGUUUCAGCAGCCGAGAGCCGCCGCUGGUGAUGACGGCCGCCGUACUGUUGAUCCGUCUUGAGAUUUUAGGGUUUUGGUGGUUCAUCGUCGUCGAUGCCUUGGUGAUGAUGAAAUUACAAUUAAAAAAAAAUAUUUGAU